AUGCGCACGUCAAUGAUGCCAAGGCCACCGACUUUGUCGAUGACGCACUGGUACGUGAUGGGAGCUUGGGAGCUCGACGGCGUCAUGCACCACGCGGAGCUCCACAGCUGCACCUACCCGGACGUAGCCUCCGGCCAGCGCUACAACGCCCACGACAUCCUCGGCAAUCUCAACAACUGGGCCGUCGGCUGGGUCGACUGGAACCUCCUCCUCGACCACAACGGCGGAGUUAACCACCUCGCGAACACGUGCGACGCGCCGCUGGUGCUGACACCCGACGAGACGAGCUUUAUCCACGUUUCCCGCUUCAUUCCGCCCGGCUCCACGCGCAUCGCGGCACACGUGACGUGCGACGCGCUCUUGGCCGACUACCCGCGGGUCUCUACGCCUGCGACAAGAGCGUCUGCCAAGCAUGGGUCUGCACACACGAUGACAAGCUUCAAGACAACGGCACCACCUAUUACCUCCAGGUCAGCGCGGCUCUAUUUGGCGCCACGACGACCAUCGUCGACUGCGCCAACGCGACAUCGUGGACGUUUGAGCCGCGGGUCCAUCCGCAGUGGCGAGUUGUGCGGGAGCGCUGGCCACGCCUCGCGCAACAUCAGCGCCGUUCUUUCGCUCGAGCCCUGCGUGUCGGCCGACCACCAAGCGUGGUCGUUCCAAGAUGGUCCGCCACGCGACAAACUUUGUGUCACCGCCGGGUACGCCUUUGCGCAGGCAGCGGCGUUCGUGACGCUGAGCGGUUUCAAGGUCCUCGUCGCGCUCAACGAGCACUCGGAAGGCGCGCUUUGCCUUGACGACGAGCGACGCCAGACAGUCGUGCCCAAGCGUGGCAUUCGCACGUACAAGUGGGCAAGCUAA
This is a messenger RNA of Saprolegnia parasitica CBS 223.65, 861 nucleotides long. RefSeq lists its product as hypothetical. The record is from RefSeq and is a predicted model, not a curated record. The transcript is spliced from 4 exons. Gene Ontology annotation, molecular function: glucosylceramidase activity. Gene Ontology annotation, biological process: glucosylceramide catabolic process. Lineage: Eukaryota; Oomycota; Saprolegniomycetes; Saprolegniales; Saprolegniaceae. The coding region runs from base 1 to 861 and encodes 286 amino acids.